AUGUUUUUUUCAGAAUCGAGACUUGGCACAAAUGAAAAGGUUAAAAAUGAUAAAAGUGUUUUAGAUAAUGGAACUGAUUCUAUUUUAGAGUGGAAAAGAACUUUUCAAAAUGAUGAAGAAGAUAUUGCAACCUUACUUGCCAAUCAACUUAAUAAUGAAACAUGUUCAGAUGAUCCUAAUGUUGAUGUAAAUGUUGAAACGACUACAAUUACAUCUUUAGAAAAUGUCAUUACUAAAGAACCUGAAAAAAAGGAAGAAAAUAAAGUCAUGUACAGAGGAAAGUUAAGAAAGCUUUUUAGUUGUCAAGUAGAAGGCUGUCUUUACAAAACAUUAUUGAGGAAAGACAUUGAGAGGCACUCUAGAGUUCAUACAGGGGAAAGACCAUUUAAAUGUUACCUUUGCGACAAAGCUUUUAACAGAACAGAUAAACUUCUUCUUCAUCAGAGAAUUCAUGCUGGAGACAAAAGGUACAAGUGUACAAAAUGUGAUUAUGCUUCUGUAGAUUCCGGAAGUUUAAUUAAACAUCUUAGAGUUCACAAUGGAGAAAGACCUUUUAAAUGUCAACUGUGUUCCUACAGAGCAAGAGAUUCCUCACAGUUGACGGUUCAUUUAAGGACUCACACGGGGGAUUCUCCAUUUAUUUGCACGAAUAGCAAAUGUAAAGCUGCAUUUAAAACAAAUUCAGAUUUAAAACGUCACAUGGUUAUACAUUCAGAAGAAAAACCUCACUCUUGCACGUACUGCCCAUAUAAAAGUACAUUAAAACGGAAUCUUCAAAUUCACAUUCAGUCUCAACAUCCAAAUGGAGAACUCAAAGAAUACAGGUGUCAUUUAUGUCCUCAACUAGUAUUGCCAACUUCUCGAAAGUUAAAAAAUCACGUGAGAAAACAUCAUGGGAUAUUAGAUGAAAAAUUAAACAAAGUUCAAACCGUGAACAAUUGCGGUGAGGAAAACGAUGGGAAAUGUAUGGAAAAACACGAAGCGUACAAGAAAAGAAGGAGAAAAACGGGAAGAAACAAUGAUAAAAUCGCUGUCGGGAUCAUGAACAAAGCUUACGAUUGCAAACAGUGUGAUGCUUCGUUUGUUUGUCAGGACUCCCUCGUAACACACGAGAGAUAUCAUAGUAAAAUCGAAAAAGAAAUGCGAAGUAGAACGGAAUUCAAUCAAGGUAAUAUUGAUUAUAUCAACGGAAACGGAAACGGAAACGGAGAAGGUCAGGAAAUAAACAAAAAAAUUAAAUAUUCCGAUAAUGGAGAUUUAAUAUCAAAUGAUGAUAAUUGUAACAUUGAUAAUUCCCUGAGUGACAGUUUGAAAAAUGCCGAAAUAUUAGCAUCUCUAAAUACGACGACACACGAAAUUAGCAGUAUAAGACAAUACGUCAUGAUAGCACCGGAAGCAAUACAAAAUGUAUAUAAUCCAGAAGAAUACGCCUUGGUACAAAAUUAA
Pediculus humanus corporis (human body louse) is the source of this 1446-nucleotide messenger RNA. RefSeq names its product zinc finger protein, putative. Gene Ontology annotation, molecular function: RNA polymerase II cis-regulatory region sequence-specific DNA binding; DNA-binding transcription factor activity, RNA polymerase II-specific. Lineage: Eukaryota; Metazoa; Arthropoda; Insecta; Psocodea; Pediculidae. Gene Ontology annotation, cellular component: nucleus. The coding region runs from base 1 to 1446 and encodes 481 amino acids. The record is from RefSeq and is a predicted model, not a curated record. The transcript is spliced from 5 exons. Gene Ontology annotation, biological process: regulation of transcription by RNA polymerase II.